Messenger RNA from Capsicum annuum, 1506 nucleotides. RefSeq lists its product as uncharacterized. Gene Ontology annotation, molecular function: nucleic acid binding. The transcript has 7 exons. The record is from RefSeq and is a predicted model, not a curated record. NCBI's taxonomy places the organism in Eukaryota, Viridiplantae, Streptophyta, Magnoliopsida, Solanales, Solanaceae. The coding region runs from base 1 to 1506 and encodes 501 amino acids.
AUGACUCUUUCACCAGAUUAUGGAUGUAAUAAGGCGAAAGAUUAUGUUGAUUAUGUUCAACAACAGAGAUUACUUCAAUUUCUUAGCGGGUUGAAUAAAGUGUAUGAUCAAUCUAGGAGGCAAAUUCUCAUGAAAACUGCAGAACCGACCUUGAAUCAAGCUUAUGCAAUGAUCAUUGAAGAUGAAAAUCAGUUAUCAAAUCCUUAUCUAUCUGUGACUAUGAAAGAAAAACUUGUGUUCAAAUCAUCAGGAGGAGGCGAUCCAAAUCCACUAGCUAUACAAGUAGGAAGAAGACAACCUUACAAAGGAAAGAAGCAAUAUGCAGUAAAUUAUGCAGGAAUACUUGAAGGUGAUACAAAAAGGUCAUCUGAAGAAGGAAAGAAUAAUCAUUUUACAGAAGAUUGGUAUAAACAAAUUUUGAAACUGCUGAACAAAGGCAAUAUAUUAGCAGAUCAGAAUCUGAAGCAGAAACAUGUGAAUAUGACAGAUGCUCUAGAUUGUAUAAAAGAGUUGUGUUUAAAUAAAGGUGAUCAGGUGUGUAUGCCUACUAGUAGGAAAUCUGAAAUUACACACAUUGGUGAUCAGGAUCUUUACAGUGUCAAAGUAAGGGAGCUUGGUAAGGAGAGUGAGGGCUUGUACAUCAUCAAGAAAAACAAUGAUGUAGGAAGCAAGAAGGUUAUCUCAAAUACUACUACGGAGAAGAUGGUAGUAGAUGGAGGCUUAUGGCAUAUGAGGCUAGGACAUGCAUCUGUCAGCAUCAUGAAGAAUCAGAAUGGAAUAGCUGAAAGAAAGCAUAGAUAUGUAUUGGAUGUUGCACGAGCUUUAAAGUUUCAAGAAAGUGUUCUAAAAAAGUUUUGGGGAGAAUAUGUACUCACUGUAGUGUGCAUUAUUAACAGGCUUCCCUUUGAGGUAUUGAAAGGGAAAACACCAUAUGAGAUGUUACAUGAUAGACCACCAUCAGUUGCUCACUUGAGAGUGUUUGGGUGCUUGUAUUAUGCAACAGAGCUUGUCACUAAGGAUGUGGUGUUCAAGGAACACAUAUUUCUAUUUGAUGUUAACUCUACAACUAUUGAAGUAUCUCAUUCAGCCCAUAACAGGGGGACUGAUCUGAUUGCUCAUGAUCUUGAGCCACUUGAGUCAUCAACAAGUCUUGAUAUAGUUAUGCCAAGUCUUGAUAUAGUUGCAGAAAUUACAGUUAAUGCAGCCGAUACAGCAGAUACAGAAGAAGAACAUGACAUGGACCAACACAUAGAAGAUUAUGAUAAGGUUGAUGACAAUAAUGGAGUCAGAAGAUCUAUUAGAAGCACUAAAGAUCCACUUUGGCAUCAAGACUAUGUUCUCACCAAGAAGAGGGCCAAUGGAACAGUAAAGUAUUCUUUGUCAGAUCACCUUGCUUAUGAUGAGAUUUCUCAAAGGUGUAAAGUGUUUUUCGCUAAUAUUUCAGCUCUUGUAGAACCUGCCACUUUGUUGAAGCCUCAAAAGACCAAGGGUGGCUUGAAGCAAUGA